Messenger RNA from Osmia lignaria (orchard mason bee), 1130 nucleotides. RefSeq lists its product as uncharacterized. Gene Ontology annotation, cellular component: nucleus; transcription regulator complex. Gene Ontology annotation, molecular function: DNA binding. The record is from RefSeq and is a predicted model, not a curated record. Gene Ontology annotation, biological process: regulation of transcription by RNA polymerase II. NCBI's taxonomy places the organism in Eukaryota, Metazoa, Arthropoda, Insecta, Hymenoptera, Megachilidae.
UAUAAUAUUUAAAAAUAUUCAAAGGCUAUAAACAUGUUUUUCUUUGCAUAAUUUAAAUUUAUUUUCAAGCGGUUUCGAAGCGGAUACGUUUGCUUGCGGGCACCUGGCGGGCGAAGUACGAGUUGCUUCGAGAGGCAUCGACAAUACUCGUGUGCAUCCGGCGGAUGCCCGCAGACGGGCGUGUGACGCUGGCCGCUGGUCUAUAACGGGCGUUGAGCAGAGGCGUUACUAACCAUGUCGAAUACAGACAACCGUAAUUCCACAAGAGUGAUUCUCGAAGAACUUGACGCCGAGUUAUUUAUUGAAGAGGUAAAAAAAUUUCCCGAAAUAUGGGACCUGAACUCCGAGGAAAAUAGGGAUAAAAAGAAAAAGAAUGCGGCAUGGGAGAAAAUAUGUGAAAAAUUCUGUGCGAAUUUUGGAGAAAAGACCGAAGAAGAGAAACAAGAUCUUGUUAAAAAACAUAUGAACAGAUGGAGAAAUAUACGUGAUCAAUAUCUGAGGACUGUUCGCAAGAAGAGGAGGUACAGCAACCAUAACAGACAAUAUAUCUAUGCACGUCGACUGUCCUUUCUACAAGAACUGGAUAAAGCUGCAGCUACAGCAUCCAGUUUGGAUGGCGAAGAAGCUGAGGAAGCAGUGGCUACUGAUGAUGAUCAAAUGAAUAUGCCUUUUGUCACAAGCAUGAAGGAGGAGCCAUCGAUAAAACAACAGAGGGAUCUAGACCCAUGUUUAAUUGAUCAUUUACAAACACCAGUUCCUUGUAGCGUUGAUGAAAUUGACGAUGAUAAAUCGUUCUUUAAUUCCAUACUUCCUUUAGUGCGGUCAUUCAAUAUCGAACAGAAAAUAGAAUUCAGAUGCGAGGUUCUAAUGCUUAUUAAAAAAGUCAGGACAUGAAACAUUCCAUCUUCUCUGUACACAUCAACAUCCAUGCAAUUAUUAUACAACAGUGUUCUGUGUACAAAUAUUAUGUAAUAUGUAGGUAUAUAUUUUUAUAUGUAUAUAUAUAUAUGUAUAUUCGUGAUCUUUGUAUCGUUUGUACAUAUUUUAUCAAAAAGAUAAUAGAAGUGUUAUGGGGGAAAUAAUAUGAACCAAAGUUAAUGUAAAAAAUAAAUAAGAUUAAAAGCUUUGUU